This is a messenger RNA of Mucor velutinosus, 1461 nucleotides long. RefSeq names its product Homeodomain-like protein. The record is from RefSeq and is a predicted model, not a curated record. The transcript has a single exon. Gene Ontology annotation, biological process: aldehyde metabolic process. Gene Ontology annotation, molecular function: oxidoreductase activity, acting on the aldehyde or oxo group of donors, NAD or NADP as acceptor. NCBI's taxonomy places the organism in Eukaryota, Fungi, Mucoromycota, Mucoromycetes, Mucorales, Mucoraceae. The coding region runs from base 1 to 1461 and encodes 486 amino acids.
AUGUCUAGACUUCUUUGGCCCAUCACUGGCAAACAUUUUUCUCCUUAUAUCCAUGGCCAAUUUGUAAAGCCUUCAUCUCAACACAUACGAAAAUUAGUCAAUCCGAAUGAUAGAUCGCACCUAGUCGACGUACAUGAAGCAUCUCCAUUGCAAGUAGAAGAAGCGCUUGUAAGUGCAAAAGGCAUAUCUGCCACUUCAGAAUGGCAAACAAAUCCCAAAUACCGCAGAGAUCGUCUGCUAGCUCUCGCUCUGAAACUAGAGCAGCAUGACCAUGAUAUGGCACACAUUGAGUCAUUGCAGACUGGCAAACCACUAGGUGAUUCACUCUAUGAGAUCAGUGAUGUGGUCGACUGUCUGCGUUACUAUGCUGGCUAUUGUGACAAAUUCUACGGUCAAUCACAAGCAUUGCACAACAUGCACACAUACACCACUCGAGAACCUCUUGGUACAGUGGCAUUGAUCACCUCUUUUAACUAUCCUCUAUUGCUAGUGGGAUGGAAGCUUGCUCCGGCUUUAGCUGCUGGUAACACCGCUAUCGUCAAACCAGCACCGCAAACACCAUUAUCAUCACUAGCAUUAGCUGAAUUAGCAACCGAUAUCCUGCCUCCAGGCGUGAUCAACGUGCUACCCGGCGGCAUUGAAACAAGCCAAGCGUUGAUUGAUAAGACAGACAAGACCAGUUUUACAGGAUCGACUCAAGUUGGACAACAAAUUAUGCGUCGAGCAGCCGAUCGUUUGCUGCCAUUGACACUGGAAUGUGGUGGUAAAAACGCUGUCAUUGUCUGCGAUGAUGCAGAUCUUGAUACAACGGCUGAUACUGUUGCUAUGGGUGCGUUUUCCAAUGCGGGACAAAACUGCUGUGCUAUCUCACGCGUGUUUGUACACAGAUCCAUUUACAACACAUUCCUGGAUAAGCUGGCCAGCACGGUUCACAGUUCCUGGAAAGCAACAUUAGACACAGCAGAGGGAGACAAUGAAUAUAAUCAAUAUGGCCCCCUAAUUGAUGACAAGCAAUAUAAACGAGUCUUGGGUUAUGUGGAAAAAAGCAAUCAAGCACCCUUUCUUAUGGGAAACAUCAGUGCAACAACAUCUUCUCAGGGCUAUUUUGUCCCACCCACUAUCUUUGCUCAUGUAGAUGAUAAUGCUCCGUUAGCUACCGAGGAGAUAUUCGGCCCUGUCCUUAGUGUCAUGCAACCAUUCGACCAUCUAGAUGAGGCCAUACAGCGUGUGAAUCAGUCUGUAUAUGGUCUUGCUUCAGGCGUUUUUUCGCAAGAUAUUAAAAAGGCUCACAAAGCUGCUCGUCUUAUCAGGGCCGGGUUUGUAUGGGUCAAUACGUACAAUAUCAUGCCUCCUUCGUUGCCCUUUGGUGGGAGAGGCCAAUCUGGUAUAGGUAAAGACCUUGGUAAAUCAGCAUUAGACCAGUUUUCGUUUGAAAAGAGUGUCAUGAUGGACAUUUCUUGA